Molecule: messenger RNA, 3552 nt
Organism: Trypanosoma theileri
Lineage: Eukaryota; Euglenozoa; Kinetoplastea; Trypanosomatida; Trypanosomatidae
Exons: 1
Coding region: 1-3552 (1183 amino acids)
Cellular component (GO): cytosol
Molecular function (GO): DNA-binding transcription factor activity
Source: RefSeq, a predicted model, not a curated record
AUGGAUGGAACUGCACAAGAAGUAGAGGAAAUAAAGCACUCAAAUCCAUUAGAAGAGGAUCAGCCAAAUGAACACCAUCAAGAGGAAGAAGAUCGGGAAGAAGGAAGACGACAGAGUAUCGAUAUGCUUCCUCAAUUUCCAGGUGAUCUCUCUCAUAGACUCUCUUCAACAUCGGCUGUAGCUCCUGUACUUCCGGUUCAACAUGAUGAAAUGGAGAUGUCUGACGCCUCACGUCGUGUACGUUCACACACGACUGUACUGCCAAGAGGUUCUCUGCAAUCCGAAACACUGGUCUCACUUCAAUCAUCAACGAGCGCUGAUGCUGGAUCUAAAGGUGGUAGUAUUCGCACUAAGGGUAGUGUCUCUGAACCGUUGGAUCGUGCAGUAUUUAUGGUACAAACAUAUCCUAUUAUGCAAGUGGAAGGUACCGCAUUUGAAAAUCAAAUAUAUCGUCGUGGUACAUUAGAUAGUAUGGAAUCAACUUUAACAGGACGUUCUAUUACUUCACUUUCAAUUGCUGAAGGAGAAGAUAUUGGAGAAACUUCUACAGAUUUGGCUAUGGCAUUAGAACGUGUACGUCGAACUGGAUCUGUGGUUCAACAUGCUGCGAGACUUAAACGGGGAUGUAUGUGGGAAGUUAUCAUUACAAACUUUCUUGUACAUCAAGCUUGGCAAGAAUUAUACCGUCGUUCACGUCUGCGUAAAGUACUUGAGACACUUUUAUUACCUAUUAUAUUAAGAAAGAGGGGAAUAAAAGGUACAAUAAGUAGUACGUUAAAAAAAUUGCAUGUACAUCCACCAGUAUUACUACGUGAGAAUGAGGGACAAAAACCACAGGGAAGUUUUCUUAUUGAACAUUCUCCUUUUUUUGAAGCUUUUCGUAAUCCAAAGUUUUGUGAUACUCUUGCAGAAGUUGUGCAACGAUACCGUUUUCCAGCUGGAGAAGCAAUUGUAAAUGCUGGAAGUCCAUCACAAGAUGCCUUGUAUAUUCUUUAUUCUGGUAAAUGUGAUGCAAUUCUUCCAUCUAAUGAAGAGAGAAAAGUAGUAAAACGUUCUCGUGUUCCACUUGGUGGAAUAUUUGGUGGUCUUUUUGGUGGAAAAUCUGUUUUUACAGAAACGUUUAGAGCGGUUUCACAAUGUAUUGUUUGGAUUAUUUCUAGAGAAGAUUUUGAGUUACUUUUUGGUCAAUAUGCAGAUGAAAAUAUGAAAAAAGUUUACUUGGAUGCUUUUAAAAAACAUCAAAUGGAACGUUUACAUCAAUGUUAUCCAAUGCCACAAUCUAUGAGUCGAGUUCCUAUAUACCGCCAUAUUGAUCGAUCUAUUGAAGAAUAUGUAAAAGAUUUUACACCUUUGGUAUUAACAAAUGGUGAUGUUCUUUUUAAUCAAGGAGAUUCACCUGGUGUGGUUUAUUGCCUUCUUGAAGGACAUGUUGCACGAGAUCAAAUUGGACCAGAUAUGACGUAUGAGAGUGGAACACAACAAAUCAUAUCACCCAAUAAUGCAGAUAAUAAUUUUGCUUUGAAUACACGAUUUUUGCUUUUGGGAGAGGAACCUCAUAUUUUACCUGGACCAUUAAAGUAUAGGUGUACAGUGGUUAGUCGUGCAGCUCUUUUUUAUAAAAUUGAGGGAGAACGAUUUGUUAAUGCCUUAUUAGAUGAUGCAGCUCUUUUUCUACAAGUACGAGAAAAGUUAACAACUCAAAGACGACUUUGGAUGAAACUUGCACCAGAAGCCUUAAGUACUGUUCCUAUAUUGGUAGGAUUACCUUUCUCUAAUCUUAAUAAUAUUGCACAUGCGGCUGAACCUCGAGUGGUGGAACGUUGUGUAUCUAUAUGUGAACCAGCACAAAAUAUUCGAGAAAUUUAUAUUCUUACCGUUGGAGAUGUACGAGAUCCUCGAAACUUUAAUCGUGUUCCGACACAUCCUGCUGUAGUACCACCUUCUGAAAGUGAUGAUUCUCAAGAAAAACAAGUUACUAAGGGAAAGAAGGAAAAACAAGUUAAAUCUCGUCCAGUGCCUCCUGGAAAAGAUGUUAAAAUUAUGAAUACUACUUAUACUACUGAUCAAUUGUCUGGUAGUAGACCACAAAAUGUUUCAGCUGCUAUAGAGGCCUUAUCAUCUGUAUCACCAUUAUUUAAUUCUACUCGAAGUAAAUGGUCAUUUCUUUCUUCUAUUGACAAUGAUAAUGAAAAUACCAUUACAUACCCAGAUGAACAUCAAGAAUUAUCACCUCCAUUACCUCCAAAUCCAGCAAAAAGUUUCCUAUGUACUAUAGGUGGUGGAUGGGAAGGUCUUUUAUUGGAAAAAUGGCCAAAUGGAUGGGAGACGACAACUACGGUGGAAUUAUGGGCAAUACCUAUGCUAACUAUACGAACAGAACUCAAUAGUACACCUAAACUAAUACAAAGUACAAUUAUUUCUAAUGCCCGUGAUUUACAAAUGCGUGAACUUGGUUUACCUGCACCUAUUGUAGCAAAAUUACCACGUUUAAGUGCAUAUCUUCCACCUGAGAAACGUCUUACAAAACACAGUUUAGGGGUUGAAAAAAAUCCUGUUCUUGAAAAAAGUGUGGUUCGUCGAUCAAGAAAAACUCUUGGAAGUGGAUUUUCACGUGAGUUAUCUACUGCAACUGGAAGUAAACAAGGUCGUGCUACUGGUGAUCUCUCUGGAUCACGAUUGAGUACCUUAAGUGAGUUAUCUUUAGGGUCCCCAGUGGAAAAGAAUAAAAACAGUGAAGCAAAACCAUUACAUUUACUCUCACCGUAUACCUCUCGUUCCGUAAAAGCUCUUCCGAAGUAUGGUGAACGUCAAAUUAAAAAAGAAGUGGAUGUGCGUAGAGCGUCUAAAGUUACUUCACAUGUUGAUAAUGCGAAUACAGAAUCGUUUGAGACUCGAAAACCAAAAGCAGGACCUCCUCCAUUAUUAUUUUUACGCAAAUUGGCACCCAAAGAAGAAGAAUCUCCCGUCAUUACACCUGAACUUUGUGCUAUUUACGCUGGAAAAGAACCACAAAAAGGUAUUAUUCGAAAACCACCUUCACCACCACAUCCUAAGAAACAACGGUUACUUCCACUUUCACCAACACAAUUGCAGAGAAGCAAAGAGGAAGGAAGUAAAAGGAAUAGAAAUGUUUAUAGUGAUCAACAGUCAUCAUGGCCAAUAACGACAGGAGUAAAAAAGCAAUGGUUUCAUGUAGUGCCAGACUUUGCUCCUCUUCCUGGAACCGCCAAUAAUCAGAACUACAUUUCACAUACUCCAAACCUUGUACCCAAUAGUGCCAUGAUGGUAAGAAUUGAGAAGGGACGGGGUGAAGUGUUGACUUCUCAAGCAACUUACUUUGCCUCACUGGCGCAAAUGCGUCGCAGCAAAGAGAAUAACGCGGCAUCAUCACCCUCAGCAAUUGCAGUAGCCACAACCACAACCACAAUAACAACUACUACAACUAAAACAGAAGCUGGAGGAGUGGGGAAAUCUAUUCCUACGCCUACUCGUACAACUUCACCAAAGAUGAUGAGUCGCCCUGUUCCUGGUCGACAUGUAUGCUUGCUGUGA